UAGCGCGUAUCCUGCGUACGCAACGGCGGCUUCGGGAACAAAGUGAUUGAAAUAGCGGAUAUGACUUCGAGAUAUUGCACGUCAACAACAACCUGUGCACACUUGCCACGGCUCGCACUGGCACUGGUGCUCUUAACGCUGAGCUCUCUGGAAGGACAUGUGUCAGCGCUGCGUUACGCACAAGGUACAGGCGAUGAAAAUUGCGAAACAUUAAAAUCGGAAAUUCAUCUGAUCAAGGAGGAGUUCGAUGAGCUCGGUCGUAUGCAGCGCACCUGUAAUGCAGAUGUGAUAGUGAACAAGUGUGAGGGGCUAUGCAAUAGCCAAGUGCAGCCGUCCGUCAUAACGCCAACGGGCUUUCUCAAGGAGUGCUACUGUUGCCGCGAAAGCUUUCUCAAGGAGAAAAUAAUCACUUUGACGCAUUGCUACGAUCCGGAUGGCACCCGGCUGUCCACACCCGAAAUGGCAACCAUGGAUAUACGGCUGCGUGAGCCGACCGACUGCAAGUGCUUCAAAUGUGGCGACUUCAGCAGAUAAGCGUUGAAAGCGACAACAACAAACAACAAUAAACAACAACUUUGCUGAAAAUCGCAUA
Molecule: messenger RNA, 592 nt
Organism: Ceratitis capitata (Mediterranean fruit fly)
Lineage: Eukaryota; Metazoa; Arthropoda; Insecta; Diptera; Tephritidae
Gene: Pburs
Product: partner of bursicon
Exons: 2
Coding region: 61-534 (157 amino acids)
Biological process (GO): G protein-coupled receptor signaling pathway
Cellular component (GO): bursicon neuropeptide hormone complex; extracellular region
Molecular function (GO): neuropeptide hormone activity; G protein-coupled receptor binding
Source: RefSeq, a predicted model, not a curated record